CGCCGCCGUUAGAUCAGUCCCAGAAUCUGUAUAACAUGUCCGCCUGGCGUGAGAACGGUAUCACAACUCUCAGGUUCUUUAGGAAGAGGAUUACCGGCGACAACAAAGACUUCCAGUUCACAGACACCAACUGUCCUUAUCUUAUAUUCCCAGUCAUGGGAGGAGUUUUCAAUGCCGUGAAUAAAAGAAUCAGAAAACACGAAACAACUCCUAUUAUAUCCGACAGAAAAGUCUGCAUUAGUAGUUGUAAGACAACCACUACUGUCACGACAGCACCGGUCGUAACCACUGCCAAACCAGACACCGAACAGCCCAUCAAAGUUAUCGACAAGAGUAGGCCUAAAGACACGGACACAUCGGUUUUGGUGCCGACGACUCCGAUAUCUUUGUCAACGCAAACGCCCAACGAUUUAAACAUCAAAGAAAAAGAAGAUAUAAAUGAUGUUUCGUUUAGAAUUGAACUCAAGUUUCCCGGAAUGUGGAAACAGAGUUUGAGUAAUAAAUAUUCCGAUAACUAUAAGACUCUUGUGUCUAAUAUUAAACAACAAAUGCACAGCGAAUUGUCUAAAAAGUAUCCGACAUUUUCUAAAUUGGAUGUGAAAGAAGUGUCCGGACACGACACCGAUGUGAACGAUGCCAUCGCUUCCAUCGAUUUAGACGUUCAGCCAAACAAUAAUCAAAAUGAAAACACAAAAACCCAUUCUAUAUUGUCUACGGUUUUAAAUGCCAUUAUAAGCGAUGAGAUGUUAGGAGACUUACGAGUCGAUCCUAAAUAUUUAAUUAUUGAUAAUAAAGACUACGCGGACGUCAGCGCCAGAAGUGGUUACAGUUAUGAUAAUUACGGGGCGUCUGACGAAACGGACACUCCAUUGAAUAUAAACGGACAAAGUCUGGGGAGGAGUGAGAAGAUGACAAACGGACAGAACAAACAGUUUUACAAAAACAUAUCUGAAAAGAUGCCCCAAAAGUACAUAAGUGCCACAUUGGAGAGACAACCCGUGCGCUCUCAACGCGAGCUGACGGCCAGCGCUUACGCCACACACGACCGCAAAGAGGCCUACAAUCGACACUUCAAUCAGCCGUCAUUCUCGCCAUCACUUCAGCCCGACUUCUACUUUAUGCCACACCAGAGACGAUACUCUGGAGAAGUGGUCCGAGUGUUUGUCGACUAUAAUAAUCCUCAAUUCACCCCCAAAUAG
Messenger RNA from Medioppia subpectinata, 1199 nucleotides. The record is from the annotation of a GenBank genome assembly. Lineage: Eukaryota; Metazoa; Arthropoda; Arachnida; Sarcoptiformes; Oppiidae.